Molecule: messenger RNA, 527 nt
Organism: Trichobilharzia szidati
Lineage: Eukaryota; Metazoa; Platyhelminthes; Trematoda; Strigeidida; Schistosomatidae
Source: the annotation of a GenBank genome assembly
AUGUCCUUAGAAACCCAAACUUACCCUGAUGUAUGGAAAACAACGUUUAUUAUGCCUAAACACAAAUCUGGCUCGAAAACAGACGUCAGUAACUACAGGCCAAUUAAUAUCACACCUAUAGCUUCUAGAAUUAUGGAGAGACUAGUUAAAGAAAACCUAAUGAAGCAUAUGCUUAGUUGCAAUAUUAUAAGCCCGAACCAACAUGGAUUCCUAAAAUCCAGAUCUUGUUUAACAUGCCACUUAGACUUCUUUAACUUUGUGACCAGCAGUCGUGACAGGCGACAACUAGUACUUGUCAUCUACUUUGACAUCUCAAAGGCAUUUGACCGUGUCGACCAUUUACUACUAGUGCACAAGCUGAAAUCCUUAGGAAUAAGUGACCCGCUAUUAGGAUGGCUUAAAUCAUUCCUUAACAAUAGGUCCCAAAUAGUUAAACUCGGAUCUAUAACUUCGAAACCUAGCCAAAUCACCUCUGGUGUAGUACAAGGUAGUGUCAUUGGACCCCUUCUAUUUACCCUAUAUAUUAA